GGGGACGUUUAUAAUGUUUUCUGUAUUUUAAGAAAAACCAACAGUUCCACUUUUAUUGUGGGUGGUUUUGUCUUGUCCGUCUGUCGAGAGAAGAGCGCGUGUGUGUCUGUAUCUGGGCUCGAUUAUAGAAGCUGGCGGAGCGGGAACCGGAACCCGCCGCCGACGACGACGACGCUGCUGCGCCCAGCAUGGACUGGUAACACUGGUUUAUUCCUUCUCUCUGCUAACCCUCACCGACGACGACGCUGCGCCCAGCAUGGACUGGAGUCAGGAUGAGCUGCUGUCUCCGAUUAUUCGGGACACUGAGGUCACCAAGGCGGCUCGCAGGAGAAGCUCCAAGAAGGUGGCAUUCCCAUCACCUGGCAACAGCACUCCGGGUGUAGCCAUGGUUACGCCAGCCCGCCCCCUGCUGAGGAAUACUCCUGGAUCCCUGUUCAGACAGACUGUCAGGUCUGGCUUGCGAAAUCCAGAUGUUUCAGCUAUUUUUGGACCAGGAAUCAAAACUCCUCGAUUUUCUCACAGCAUGAAUUUAGAUGACAGUGAUUGGACCAACAGCUUGUACCCCUCUCCAAUGUCCAGAUUGGAUGACACCAGCUUUACUGAGGACGUCACCAACCUUAGCUCCGCCCUCCUGAAGGAGGAUGACCCUGGAGAGGCCGCGGCGGGCAGCCUCUUCUCAGAGUUCCUUGCUUCCUUCCAGAGAUACUCUUCUUCUGCAGUGUUUGAGUUGCUGGAGGACUACCAGGCUCUGUGCCAGGAUAAGGUGGAAACCUUACAGAGGCUGGUCAUGAGAACAGGACAGUACAGUAAGACAGCUGGAGUCAAAUGGCUUCUUCAGCAAGAGAACGCCACCUGGAGACUGAUAAGCUCUCUAUACAGGGAUCGGGUCCAGUCGGCACUAGAAGAUGAAAUGUUGCUGGACACGGUUCCAUGUGACAGUGAGAAGGUUGUGGUGGAUCAACUUUUUCAACGGGAUUGUGUCGUAAGACAGAGCCAGCUGGUAGUUGAUUGGUUGGAGAGCAUCGCCAAGGAUCAGAUCGGAGACUUUUCAGAUAACAUAGAAUACUAUGCCAAGAAUGUCUACUGGGAGAAUACACUCCAUGCUCUGAAGCUGAGGAGAACUGGAGGAGGCGUUGGCUUCAAUGUUCCUCUGGUGACUGAACUGGACCCAGAUGCCCCUAUACGUCAACAGCGCCCCCUAGCAGACCUGGAUAAACAGGAUGAUGCCAGGCUGCUGAAAAACCUUUUCAACCUAAUAAGAGCAGGAAUGAUAGACGAGGCACAGAGGUUAUGUAAGCGCUGUGGUCAGGCGUGGAGAGCUGCAACUCUGGAAGGCUGGAAGCUGUACCAUGACCCCAACAUGACCUCAGGUGGACUAGAGUUACAGUCAGUAGAAGGGAAUCCAAACAGAGGAAUCUGGAAGAUCUGCUGCUGGAGAAUGGCUGAGGAGGAGCAGUUGAACAGAUAUGAGAGAGCCAUCUAUGCUGGUCUCAGUGGUAACCUCAAACCGCUACUAGCAGUGUGCGAGUCCUGGGAAGACAGUGUGUGGGCCUACUUCAGGGUGAUGGUUGACACGCUGGUGGAACAGGAAGUGACGUCAUCAGGCAUGGCCCACCAGGAAGUUGAUUCACUGCCUCGAGAAUACCUGCAGUCAAAUUGGACUAUGGAAAAGGUGUUUGAGGAGCUUCAGGCAACAGAAUCAAAGAGAGUUUUGGAAGAGACCAAAGAGCACUACCACCUGAUCCAGAAAUUUGUCAUACUGGGAGACCUGGACGGCUUGCUAGAGGAGUUCAGUGAUUGGCUGACAGGCUCUAAGCCCCUCCCCUCUCACCUUUUGCGAUUUAUGACUCACCUGGUGCUGUUCUACCGCUGUCUGGGAAUGGCCCUCAAGGAGGAGGUGUGUGUGGACGUGUUGAAGGCCUACAUAUCUCUGCUGAUAGCAGAGGGACAGACGGAGCUGAUAGCGAGCUAUGUGGGUCAGCUGCCGAUGGAGCUGGCCACCGCCCAGUAUGCAGCAUACCUGGAGGGUGUGGGCCAGCCGGGCCUGCGGCCCAGAUGUCUGCAGCUGGCUGCUGAAGCUGGUCUGGAUGUUGCAGCAGUGACUAAGCUGGUUGUGGAGACAGUCAGAGAGAGAGGCAGUUCAGACUUCACACACCACGACCUGACCCUGGAGACAACCACCACACAGGAGGACCAGAAGAAGAUCGGUGUGAUUGAUUGGCUGUUAUUUGACCCCGCCCACAGAGCUGAGGCACUAAAGCAGUCCAAUGCCAUCAUGAGAAAAUUCCUGGCGCUACAGAAACAUGAUGCAGCAAAAGCAGUGUUCUCCAAAGUUCCAGAAGAUUCCAUGAGGGAGAUUUACCGUCAGUGGGAAGGGCUUAGCCAGGACACAGCCCUCCCUGCUGAGGAUGAGAAUGCGAUCAGGGAACAUCUGUGUAUCAGAGCGUACCUGGAAGCCCAUGAAGCCUUCAGUGAUUGGUUCAGCCACAGUAGCUCCACCCCUCAGAAGCCAACUCCCGCCCCCCAGGCUAAAUUCACUGAGAGAGUAGCCAAUGAGAUGAGAGAGCAAGAAUACCAGGCAGACUAUGACAUCUGGUUAGGGCGUUUGGAGGCUCUGACUGAAGAUGUGAAGGAGAGGAUCUACAACGUGCUGCUGUUUGUGGAUGGAGGUUGGAUGGUUGACAGCAGAGAGGAUGUGGUGGAGGACUCAGAGCGUAGCCACCAGAUGGCGCUGUUGCGCAGUCUGUGUUUGCCCCGAAUGACUUUCCUGUUGCUCAGUGUCCUGCAGACGUCCUCCAGACACCAGGAAACGCUGCGCCUGGCAGACAUCGUGGCCUCCGACCAACACCGACUCUAUGAGGUGUUCUCUAAGGAAGACUUGAAGAGAUUCCUUCAGAAGAUGAGAGAGUCGUCUAUGAAUCUGUUGGACAGGGGCCUCGACCCUCUGGGAUAUGACCUACAGCCCUGAACACCACGCACGCAGACACACACACACAGUCUUAUAAGCAGAAAAAGUCAAACACAGACACAUUCUGAUACCAAUUUGUCUUGUUUUUUGUUGUUUUUUCUGAAAUAAAAGUUUUUCUC
Messenger RNA from Lampris incognitus (smalleye Pacific opah), 3087 nucleotides. RefSeq names its product nucleoporin 107 (gene nup107). The transcript is spliced from 27 exons. Gene Ontology annotation, cellular component: nuclear pore outer ring; nuclear pore. Gene Ontology annotation, biological process: post-transcriptional tethering of RNA polymerase II gene DNA at nuclear periphery; mRNA export from nucleus; protein import into nucleus. Gene Ontology annotation, molecular function: structural constituent of nuclear pore. Lineage: Eukaryota; Metazoa; Chordata; Actinopteri; Lampriformes; Lampridae. The record is from RefSeq and is a predicted model, not a curated record. Bases 257 to 2968 code for a protein of 903 amino acids.